CAGGAAGUCAACCUGUUAACUGCUGAGACGUGUUUGACGUUAGAGCAGAGUGCAAACAAACAAAACUGAUGUUCAGUUAGACCUGGAGUUAUGGACCGACUGCAGUGUGUGCUGCUGUUGUUCUGCUUCUCUACCUGCUGGUAUCCUCUUCAAACUCUUGAACAAGCUGCUCUGCAUUUUGCUGUACUUGCUGACUGGGGUGGUUUACCAGUGCCUCCAUACUACACUCCUCAUGAGGAGGCUGUUGCUGCAGAAGUGGACAGUCUGGCCCAGACUGAGGGAGUGGACUUUGUCCUAAGCCUGGGAGAUCACUUUUACUAUAGUGGUGUCAAGAAUUUGGAAGACCCCCGCUUCAAGCACACAUUUGAAAGGGUCUUCUCUCAGCCAUCUUUACUACAUAUCCCAUGGUACCUGGUCGGUGGAAACCAUGACCACAAGGGCAACAUCUCAGCUCAGAUGGCUUACUCUGAUGUGUCCCAACGAUGGGAGAAACCUCAAGCAGAACCAGGCUCAAUGUGGGCGGUCAUCUGCCUCGACCGGUUGGGGAAUUACCCUGGUCUCUAUUAUGACCUUAAUUUUAAUGUCCCACACACAAACAUGUCAGUGAGCAUACUGAUGAUUGACACAGUGGUGUUAUGUGGAAACACCUAUGAACAAACCCAGCCUACAGGACCAGAGGACUCCAGAGCAGCAGAUCGCCAGUGGAACUGGAUCACAUCUAAACUGGCCAGCAGCAGGUGAGCCACUGUGUUCAAACCUUACAUACAAGUCAACCAGCUUUCAAUUAUUCAUUAUUAUGUUUUGAUAGGAAUUUAAGUGAUGUUUCGAGAGCGAGUAACAAAUCACAUGAAUGAUGAACAUAACAAUAGAAAAAAACAUUAAAAACAAUACAAAACAAACACAAUUUCAGAUAAUGGCAGUGCCUAGCAACCACCUCACCCCCAACCCCCAAGUGAAUCUCCUUAUAUUAUGCUAGGUGUUGUUUGGUCAAAUAAAAAAUUAAAAGAAAAAAA
Messenger RNA from Paralichthys olivaceus (Japanese flounder), 1013 nucleotides. The record is from RefSeq and is a predicted model, not a curated record. Lineage: Eukaryota; Metazoa; Chordata; Actinopteri; Pleuronectiformes; Paralichthyidae.